GUGUGUUGAAGUUUACCCAUAGUUCCAUGCGUUGUGGAAUUCAUUUUUGUGGAAUUAGAAGUCAAAAAUGGGUAUAGACAUAAAUCAUAAAUAUGACCGGAAAGUUGUCCGACGAGCACCUAAAAGUGAUGAUAUUUAUCUUCGGCUUCUCGUAAAACUGUAUCGUUUCCUUGCAAGAAGAACUGGAAAGAAAUUCAACAAGAUAGUUUUGAAGCGUAUGUUUAUGAGCAGAAUUAAUCGGCCUCCAUUAUCCUUAGCCAAGUUGGCAAAAAUGGUGAAGAAACCUGGAAAUGAAAAUAAAAUUGCUGUUGUUGUUGGCACAGUUACUGAUGAUUUGAGGUUAUAUGAAGUACCCAAGUUAACAUUAUGUGCAUUACGAGUUACAGAAAGAGCUAGAGCUCGAAUUUUGAAAGCUCGUGGAGAAAUUAUUACUUUUGAUCAGCUGGCCAUGCGUUCACCUCACGGGCAGAAUACACUUUUACUACAAGGCCGUAGAAAGGCAAGAGAAGCAUGCAGACAUUUUGGUAAAGCUCCUGGUGUUCCUCAUAGCCACACCAAGCCAUAUGUCAGAUCCAAGGGACGCAAGUUUGAAAGAGCCCGUGGCCGCAGGAAGAGUCGUGGCUUCAAAGUGUAAUUCCAUGUGAACGAUAAAAUAAAGAAUAUCGUGUAUUUAAAAAGA
This is a messenger RNA of Stegodyphus dumicola, 679 nucleotides long. RefSeq names its product ribosomal protein L18 (gene RpL18). Gene Ontology annotation, biological process: translation. Gene Ontology annotation, molecular function: RNA binding; structural constituent of ribosome. Lineage: Eukaryota; Metazoa; Arthropoda; Arachnida; Araneae; Eresidae. The record is from RefSeq and is a predicted model, not a curated record. Gene Ontology annotation, cellular component: cytosolic large ribosomal subunit; ribosome.